AUGUUUGGCAAAUCAGGAGCAUUUAAACCUCGAUAUGGUAAAUCCAAUCCGUCAUACCUACCCUUACCUGCGACUUUCGGUAGACUCAAUCAACGCAGAAGCCUACCUUUGAUGAUAAUUGGGAUCAUAGUGGUAUGGUACCUUUUUGCCCCCUUUUCAAUACUAUCGAUCAUGUUUCGCUCAUCUUCAGUGCCUCACUAUCCACCAGCACACCCAUACACCACCAAACACGUCAUUGAGAAACAAUCAAAAUACAUUUAUCCACCGAUAGAACAAGCUUCACUUUUGAAACAAUUGACCGCUCAGAAGUUAGUUCAUCUGGCAAAAAUUGACGACAAUAUGGUCCUCCAGCCUUUGAGUGUUCUCGAUAAUCCAGAUCCAACGGUACAGAAGUUGAAAGAGAAAGAUGAAAAUGAAAAAGACCAGUUUAUGAAAGCUAAGAAUUUCUUCAAAAACCAAGAUCGAAUUGUAUUCAAACCUAAAAGUUUGAAAAAUUAUCCUGAAGUCAUUGUAGUUACUGCUGUGUAUUUCGACAAGUAUUCGGUCGAUGGAUUGGCGAAAAUUGUUCAAAAUCGUGUUGAUUAUGCCCAUUUCCAAAAAUAUGGAGUCUAUGUUCGUUGGGCACAAGAGUUCAUUCCACAAUUAAAUUCUAUGGUUGCGUUGACAGAUAAGGAAAAAUCAAAGUGGGUUAGAUUGUUUUGCAUGCGUGCUGCAAUGUUUGCAUUCCCACAUGCUAAGUGGUUUUGGUAUCUUGAUGAAGAUGGGCUUAUAAUGGAUAUGACGGUGAAUAUUCAAAAGAAAUUGUUAAAUUCAGAGGUUUUGAACCCGCAAAUGUUGAGGGAUCAACCUUUGAUUCCUAAAACUGGAUUGAUUAAGACUUACAAGAGCAUCAAAGCUGAGAAUACCCAGUUGAUACUCACUCAAUCCGACAAAAAGAUUGAGACAACUUCGUUUGUUGUUAGAAAUGGACCAGUUGGUAAAGCAGUCACAGAAGUAUGGAGUAAUGAGCUUUAUUUGAAUUAUCAAAGUUUCCCCUAUGGCCCUGAUUCUGCAUUAACGCAUCUUUUACAAUGGCACCCGUUUGUGUUGAGUAAGACCACAUUAGUACCAGCAAAAAUCAUAUGUGCCGCACACUCGCAAAAUAAUGCCAACGAUUACACUUACGAGGAAGGCGAUCUUGUGGCACAAUGGAGUGAUUGCAAACUGUCUACUGAAUGUGAAGAGAUAUUAAAUGCUUAUCAACCAAAAGUGAAGAAACCAUGA
Molecule: messenger RNA, 1263 nt
Organism: Lodderomyces orthopsilosis Co 90-125
Lineage: Eukaryota; Fungi; Ascomycota; Pichiomycetes; Serinales; Debaryomycetaceae
Gene: MNN11
Product: alpha-1,6-mannosyltransferase
Exons: 1
Coding region: 1-1263 (420 amino acids)
Biological process (GO): protein N-linked glycosylation
Cellular component (GO): mannan polymerase complex; Golgi membrane
Molecular function (GO): alpha-1,6-mannosyltransferase activity
Source: RefSeq, a predicted model, not a curated record